This is a messenger RNA of Prorocentrum cordatum, 2985 nucleotides long. The record is from the annotation of a GenBank genome assembly. Lineage: Eukaryota; Dinophyceae; Prorocentrales; Prorocentraceae.
AUGAACGACCGCGGAGACUACGGGUCGCGCGUAGGCCUCAUGAAGUCAAUCCAGUCUCUGGGGUUCGCGCUGAACAUUCGGUCGCCACCGUUCUUGGUUGAGGAAACAGCUGGGCAGGGGUAUCUCAGCUUGCACUGGGCCACUGCCGUCGAGGCGCUGCACAUGGCGCACGAGGCGACCCCCGAGAACAGAUUGGUGGCGCACGCAGUGGCAGCGGGACUUUCUCGCUGCAAGAUCUACCUUCCGAAGGCCCCGAACGACGCCGCCAAGUUCCUCAAGGGGCGCGGCAACAAGGGCAACGACCACGCGACGAAGAAGACGAUCAUGGAGUGCCACCGAGAGGCCGCGAGGAUCGAGAAGGCUUGGGAGAGGCGCAAUAAAGAUACGCAGUGGACGAUCGCGAGCCUCACCCACGCCGUGCGCGAGGAGAAGAAGCACGAGUUCCCCUGCUCAGUAUUGCCUGGCCGGCUCGAUCGGCCUCGGCAUUUCGAGGUGCGUUUGCGCGUCGCCCAGGAGAGCCAUAAGGUCGUCAUUGACAGGGGGCCCGACAAAGGCCUCACCUGUUGGCAGGCUUUGGAGAAGGCCGUGAAUGCGCACUGCGACUUGUCGCACCCCGCCGCCUGUUCGUUCGCGAGUAUCUUCGUCAACAUCUACCGCAUCUUCCGCAAGCUUAGGGCCGAGCACGCCGAGUACUUCGCUGAUGUGUGCCUCCUGAUACUGCCGGCUGCUACGCCCUUGGGGGAGCGCGCGCUCUUGCCGCAGGGCUUAGGCGCAGCCGCAGCGGCAAGGGUCACCGAGGCCUCCAUCGACGCGCUCCUCUUGGAGAUGGACGACAGCAAAGUUCUCCACGAUGCGGUGGCAGCCGCGUCUGCGCAGGCUACUGAAGAGCAACAGCAGAUGGUCAUGGCGGCGAGGGAGGCGGAGGAUACGAAGCAGGAGAAUCAGGGCAAGAAGGGCAAGGCCAAGACGGACAGCAAGGUGAAUGUCCAGAAGAAGAAGGUCAAGUCUUUGGAGCACCAGCCCCUCCUGAGUAAAGAAGAUGGUAAGAAAAACUUCCUGGGCGUGCUCGGCCAGGCGAUCAUGUGCAUGGUAAAAGUGGACGCGUCGCAGCAGGAACUCAUCCGACAUUUUCGGUUCUGCGCUUUGGCUGGCGCCUUGGGCGAGAAGAUGUCGGUCGUCCUCGGCGGAGUGUCGAAGGAUGUCAAGGGCAACUCCAAGUUGACGAAAUUCUACAAGACGCAAUUGCACAAGUCGGCCGCGCUUCCACCGAGGACGUCCGACCCAGACUUUCUCGCUGACCAGAUCGGCGGGGCCCCGGGCGCGAAGUCGGCUGAGAGCACCAUGGACCUUGCCACGCAGUUGAAUGAUAAUCUCGAGGAGGGGGCCUCGCUGCUACCCGACCUGGUGAAGUUCGUGAAGGGGAAUCCGCUGGGCAAGCCCGUGAUCACGAGCGAGUUCGCGCCAAGUGCCAUCCACUGUGUUAUGUGCCUCAUGCAUUUGAUCGUCGAGAAGGGUGGGGCGUUUGUGAAUGUCGGCGAGGCCAUGAGACAUUUGGUUAGUGGGGCGAUGGGGUACCUUCAGAAUGCAGCACCGCCUGCAUGGGAUGUUCUGGCGAGUACGCUUGGGCAGCUAGAUACCGUCAGCUCGGAGCGCCGCUCGAAGGCCCUUGAUGGGCUCCCAGCGGAGAUCCACGAGGUGAUCCCCUUGAAGAUCAACCUGAGCUUAGUGGGGGCCAUGAGCACGAAGCUCCAAGAUGGCCCCAACGUAGUCGAUCGGACAUAUGCGCCGCCGCUGCUGCUCAACGUUUUGAAGACCUUGGCGAACGCGUGCCCCAACGAGAUGACGGCAUCAUCUGAAUUACCUUUGGCGAGGUUGGAAGACGCGCUCAAGAUGACCUUCAGCGACCUGUCCAAUCAGAUUGUCGACAAGAUAAUCGAGUUCAGCAGCCACUGCGAGAAGCAUGACGGAUCCCAGUGCAUCAACACGAGGAACGCUGUGGAUAACAACAUACAGAAGUUCACUACCAAGCAGAUGGAUGAGUUCGUUGCCUCUGAGAAGCUGACGGGGGUCACGCAGCACGCCGGCAAGGCCAUGGAGCUGUUUCCGAGCAAACGGACGGAGGCCAUCGCAGAGAUCAUGACCCAGUACGACAAGAAGCAUUCAGACCAGAAGAUGGCGGCCUCUAUCUUGGAGAAUACGUGGGCCGCCAUCGUGAACCCCCUCGCCGUCGACAUCUUGGGCGAUCAGGGUACUCCAGCUGGCGCUGUGCCGGGUGCUCCUCCAGCUGGUGGCGCUGCGGUCUCUGCUUCUGCCACGGGCGCCGACGACGAGGAACAGAAGGGCGGCAAGUUCGAGCUGACGGAGUGGUGGAAUCAGACGCUGGCCACUGAGGGCGGGAUCGACUCGGCGGAUUCAUCUGUGUUCACGCGGGAGAUCACAGCUCAUCUUCAGUUGGCAUUCUCUAAACUUCCACGCAGUGCUUAUCUUGAGAGAAGUGGUACUGGCGAGGACUUCGCAGCUGGCCUCAUGCACAUUGCUACGAUGGAGGCUUCAAAGAGCGGCGCAGCAAAGGGUCUUCUUGAAAUGGCCAGCAUGAGCGCUGUGACUAUUUACCUGCCGUUCUGGGGCAAGGUCGUGAGCGCCGCUGCGGCGGCGAACGUGUCCAAGAAUAACUGCUUGCCUCUCGGGGGCUCGACCGGGCUGGGACCUGCGUUGUUUCUUGACGGCGCGGCGGUGCAGAACAUCAGGAAGGCCGACGCUUGCAUGGCGCGGCUGGUUCCCACCGCCCCGCAGCAGAAGGGCGACGACAAGGAUGAGGAGGCGACGGCUACGCCAGCCAAGAGGGCUCGGAAGACGACUCCGAAGAAGGGGCCGAUGCGGGCGACGCACAGGGUGAGCUUCGAGAAGAAGAUCGAGAUCACGAUCGAGGGCAAGUCGUGCACGUGCGACUUGCCAGCGCUGGUGCACGCGGAGGGUUUCGCGCGG